AUGUCACAAGGAUUGACGAGGGCGUCCUUCUCACUAGGCAUUGCUCGCUCUUUUGUAUCCUCUUCACAUCCUCAAACACAGCUCAAAUUAAACGAAAUCGACAAGAAGUGGGUACAGAAAUGGAAAGAGUCACCUCCAAGAUCCAACGACAACCAAAAUUCAGCAAAACAACGAGAGCUGUUUUACUGUCUAUCGAUGUUUCCCUACCCUUCUGGUGUCCUACAUUUGGGGCAUCAGCGAGUAUACACGAUUAGUGAUGUCAUUUCUCGUUUCAAGAAAUUAAAAGGAUACGACGUUAUACAUCCGAUGGGCUGGGAUGCCUUUGGCUUGCCAGCAGAGAACGCUGCCGUCGAGCGUGGAAUCAAUCCUGCUGUCUGGACUGAAACGAAUAUCAGUAAAAUGAAGGAUCAAAUGGAACUAAUGCUAGCUGAUUUUGAUUGGGAUAAAGAGAUCAAUACCUCCUCUCCAGAUUACUAUAAGUGGACGCAGAAGAUCUUCACACUUCUUUUCAAGCAUGGCUUGGCCUAUAGAAAAGGCGCAGAAAUCAAUUGGGACCCUGUGGAUCAGACAGUGUUGGCUAACGAGCAGGUCGACUCGGAGGGCAGGUCCUGGAGAUCGGGUGCUAAAGUUGAGAAGCGUACCUUGGAGCAAUGGUUCAUUGGGAUCACUAAGUAUGCAAGCGCUCUUCAAAAGGAUCUAGCUUUGCUUGAUCAUUGGCCAGAAAAAGUGAAAGCGAUGCAAAGAAACUGGAUCGGUGAAAGCCACGGUGCCAAUAUUCGGUUUCCUUGCAAUGGUGCCCAUCAAGAUUCCAUCACUGUAUUUACCUCAAGACCAGAUACGUUGUUUAGUGUUCAGUUCAUUGCUCUAGCUUUGGAUCAUCCAAUUGUCAAAAAACGUGCGGAGACUGACAACAAAUUGGCAGAGUUCAUAACGUUGAUGAAAAAGGAUGAUGAUCCAAACUCCAAGAAUGGGUUUAAGCUUGAAAGCGUAAAAGCCUCAAUUCCCAUUGAUGUACACGGCUCGCCAAGCCUUCGCUAUGACAUUCCAGUUUACGCCGCCCCGUACGUCUUAGGAUCAUAUGGUUCAGGUGCUGUUAUGGGUUGUCCAGCUCAUGAUGAACGCGACAAUGACUUUUGGGACAUCCAUCAGCCAGGUGUUCCCGUGAGACCAACAGUCGGACCUUCCAAAAAGGAGAAAGCAGCAGCAUUAGAUGGCUUGUUUACUCAAAAGGAAGGAAAGGUUUAUGAUUCGACUGUUUUAAAGGGUGGGGUUGACGACUUAGGUGAACUUUCUGGGAUGAAAUGUACUGAUGCAGGCAAGAAGAUCCUGGAAUGGCUUGAAUCAACCAAAAACGGUGGCCACGCUGUACAAUUCAAGAUUAGGGAUUGGCUUAUUUCCAGGCAAAGGUAUUGGGGAGCUCCAAUUCCAAUAGUUCACUGUGACCUGUGCGGGCCUGUAGCCGUCCCUGAUGAAAAGCUCCCUGUUUUGCUUCCACCAAUUGACGGUAAGAGCUUCGGUAAUGGCAAUCCUCUUGACAAACUCGAGUCCUUCAUUCACACGCAGUGCCCUUCGUGUGGUGGUCCAGCUAAGCGUGACACAGACACCAUGGAUACUUUUAUUGACUCGUCAUGGUACUUUUUCAGAUACCUUGACACCCACAAUGACAAAGCAAUAUUUGACACCGAGAAGGCGACCCGCAAUAUGCCUGUCGAUCUUUACGUGGGAGGUGUGGAGCAUGCUAUUUUACAUCUUCUCUACUCCAGGUUCAUUGCUAAGUUCUUGGGCGACAUUGGAUUGUGGAGUGGAAGCGAAAUGAACAAUGAACCAAUUAAAAGACUCGUUACUCAGGGUAUGGUUCAUGGCAAAACCUUCACUGAUCCUGAGAAUGGAAGGUUUUUAAAACCAGAUGAGUUAGACUUCUCAGACCCUAGCAAACCCAAAAUAAAAGCUAGUGGCCUACUUCCCAGUGUGAGUUAUGAAAAGAUGUCGAAGUCGAAAUAUAAUGGGGUAGAUCCGGCAAAGUGUAUCGAAACAUAUGGUGCUGACGCCAUAAGAGCCCAUAUUCUCUUCUCAGCCCCAAUCUCCGAUCAACUCAAUUGGAAUGAGGACCAAAUACAGGGAAUCGAAAGAUGGCUUAAAAAGGUUUUGAACCUAAAAGAAGCGGUGAUCAACAUCGCAUCAAAAGAUCAUGUUUCUCCUGCUGGAGGAAUAGAAUACAAGGACAUCGAAAUUGAUGGUGUCACCUACGAUAAAAUCGUACUUACUGAAACCGAAUUGCAGUUGUACAACGACAUACGUCACUACACGAAUAGAAUUGCGAAAUCGGUUGACGUUGACCUAUCCUUCAACACCAUCGUUUCAGAUUAUAUGAAAAUGACGAAUGCCUUGUAUAAUGCGAUCAAGCAAGACUCCAUAAACCCUGCAUUAGUGCUUGACGCGUACAAGAAACUCUUGAUAGUGAUGUCUCCGGUCACACCUGCGAUUUCAGAGGAGUGUUGGGAGGGCUUGGCCAAGAGUAUGGGGAAGCAGGUUAGCUCCGUUCUAGAACAAAGGUUUCCUUCCUCUAAGCCCAUAGCUUCUCCAUACACAAACUUUAACGUCUUCGUUGAUGGAAAGGCAAGACACACCAUGCAAGCGCUCCGUUCACUAGCUUCCGAACCCGAUGAAAAAGUUCUUGAUAUUGCACUUGCAGAACCCAAUGUUAAGAAAUUUGUGGAUGAAAGAACUAUCAAGAAGGUAAUUAUAAAGGAGGGACUCAUCAGCAUCAUCACUUGUAAAUAG
Candidozyma auris is the source of this 2781-nucleotide messenger RNA. It is a transcript of the gene NAM2, whose product is annotated as leucine--tRNA ligase NAM2. The transcript has a single exon. Lineage: Eukaryota; Fungi; Ascomycota; Pichiomycetes; Serinales; Metschnikowiaceae. The coding region runs from base 1 to 2781 and encodes 926 amino acids. The record is from RefSeq and is a predicted model, not a curated record. Gene Ontology annotation, molecular function: ATP binding; leucine-tRNA ligase activity; aminoacyl-tRNA deacylase activity. Gene Ontology annotation, biological process: leucyl-tRNA aminoacylation; mitochondrial translation. Gene Ontology annotation, cellular component: mitochondrion.